AUGAAGCCUGCGAAAACACUCACAAAUUGUUUGUGUCUCAUUUCAUUCAUUUUACACUCAGCGAGUGCAAUUGUGGGAGGAAAUGAUGCUUCUGCGGCUAGUGCGCCAUUUGCAGUCGCCAUUAUCUCGAGUGGCUGGUUUGGUGACUCCUACCAUUGUGCUGGUUCCUUGAUCGGUCCCAAAUCGGUUCUUACUACAGCUGGAUGUGUCGAUGGAUUUUCGGCAACUUCGCUGAAGGCACGAAUCGGCAGUCUCGAGCACGCUGCUGGCGGUCAGUUGCAACAAGUGACAAAAAUUAUCAAGCAUCCCAACUAUAACACCAACACCCAUGACCACGACUACGCAGUUCUCCAUUUGACGUACCCAAUUACAAAUAUUGAAUUCGUAGCGAUUUCCGAGCAAGCUCCGGUUACAGGGGAACCCCAGCUCCAGACAACUUUCAUGUCAUUUUCCGAGUGCGAUCAGAUAUGGUCGGACGUCAAUACCGUGACUUCGAAUAUGAACUGUGAUGCAGCGCCGGAGAAGAGCCAGGGCUCCUGUUCCCAUGACCAAGGAGGGCCAGUUGUAAACGACUCUGGUGAGCUAGUGGGUAUUAUCGGCUACUACAACUACUGUGCGCCGCAGUCCGAUGGUCGCCCGGACGUCAAUAAUGACCCGGUGGGCGCAUCUGACUGGAUCGCUCAAAAUACCAUUUGA
Molecule: messenger RNA, 696 nt
Organism: Penicillium waksmanii
Lineage: Eukaryota; Fungi; Ascomycota; Eurotiomycetes; Eurotiales; Aspergillaceae
Product: serine protease
Exons: 2
Coding region: 1-696 (231 amino acids)
Biological process (GO): proteolysis
Molecular function (GO): serine-type endopeptidase activity
Source: RefSeq, a predicted model, not a curated record